This is a messenger RNA of Lutzomyia longipalpis, 1514 nucleotides long. RefSeq names its product BTB/POZ domain-containing protein 3-like. Bases 148 to 1494 code for a protein of 448 amino acids. Gene Ontology annotation, molecular function: protein binding. The record is from RefSeq and is a predicted model, not a curated record. The transcript has 2 exons. Lineage: Eukaryota; Metazoa; Arthropoda; Insecta; Diptera; Psychodidae.
UGGUGAUGAAAUUGUGGGAGGAGGAAGUGAGACAGAGCAUAACAGAACACAACAAAAACAGCUGAUGGUGGGAAAAGUGCGUGAAAAUUAAAUUAAUCCGGCUUUUAAAAGAAAUAAAAUAAUUUCCCGAGAACAGAAAGAGAGAGAAUGGAAGGAAAUUCCUUGGAUGAUAAUAUUUGGACAACCAAUGCGGGAUGCAUUGAGACGAGACUCUCAAAAUUCAUUGAUAACAAUUUCCUGGCCGAUAUGACCUUCCUGGUGGGACGGGAUAGGCAGAAAGUGCCUGGGCAUAAAUUCAUUCUGAGUACAUGCAGCUGGGAGUUCUACAAUGUCUUCAAUCUCCUGCAAUUGGAUAAGAAUGAAUUGCUUGUGGAGGAUGUUGAGUAUCCGGCCUUCCGGAAUUUCCUCACAUACUGCUACACUGGGAAAGUGGUGCUGAGUGAGGAGAACACCUUGGAGAUUCUCAAGUUGGCGCAACGAUUCAACAUGGAGCACCUCAUUGGGAUCUGUGAGGAGCACAUUGGGGCGAAUGUCACGAAGAGAACGUGUAUGGUGUUGUACAGCAAGAGUAUGUGCCUGAAGCAGGAUUCGGGGCUCAAGGAGAAGAUUCUCAGCAUGAUUGAGGAGAAUUUCUCCUACCUCGUACAGGAUCGUGCCAUCAUGAAGACCUUCGUGGAUCUCCCAUUGGCAGCUGUUAGGCAAAUUGCUGCCUUGGAGCACCUCCAGUGCGAUGAGAUGGAACUCUUUGAUGCUCUCAUGAAGUGGGCAACACACAUGUGUAGGAAGCUAAAAAUUCCCGAUGUGCCGAAGAAUCUGCGGAAGAUCCUCUGUGAUGUCUUCUGCAUGAUUCGUUUUCCCAUCAUGAAGAUUGAGUGGUUCCUGGAGAUACUCGCAAAGUACCCCGAAAUACUCACACCCAGUGAAAUUGCCCUAAUCUCCCUCACAAUCAGAGGUGACGUCAAGUCAUGUUCAAAGUUCAGCAACAAUCCGAGGAAAAAUAUCAUUCCCAUGCUGAGGAAUGCUAUGAAAUUGGACAUUGCUGAGGGAAAACUCAUCCCAUGCUUCCUCAAUACAAUGCAACCCAUGAAUGUGGCAGCAAUGGAGAUCACAGUUAAAUUCCGUGGCGAUAGACCCGGUGUUCUCAUUGGUUAUGCCUUCAUUGCGAAGAAGGGGCAGGAAGUGAAUCAGGUGUCGUGCAAACUCAGGCAGGAGCAGGGACGUUCGGAGACCUUUCAGGUUCAGGGGAGAUCCACAGCACUCGGUAAGAGGUACAAGCUCAGCUGGGACUAUGACCUGAUGGUCGUUUGUCUGGGGCGGAAGAUGAGCAUCAUGAAUAGGAGCAACGUUUGGAAUGAGCUUAUCUGUACCUUUGAUAAGCCCGUGGUUCACAUAACUACCGAGAAUACAUCCCCAUUUGUCGGGGAGACGCACAUCAAUGGAAUUUAUGUUAUGAACAGCCAAUCUGCCAUUGUUCCUUACUUGAUUUUUGAAUAAAAGAAAACUUUGUAAUUUUC